AUGGGGAAUGUCAUGAGUAUGGGCGGGGCUCCAUCGGCCGACGCCAGCACCGUGGACGCCUACGUAUCACGUCUAUCGGACGCCGAGAUUAAGCGCUACACUGAUGGAUACCGGCGUAUCUGUCGCGUGGAAGGCAGCGCGUCUGCGUCUAGUGCCAACGCUCCAGCCUUCCUGCAACGUGCGAGUUCCUCGGCUUCCAACGGGAGCAGCAGCAACUUAACAGGAGCGACGGUCGCUGCAACAACAGAAGCAACGAACGGCCCUUUAUUAAGCAAGAAACUGUUCCGCAACAAGGUCCUCGGAGCCUUCACCAUGAUCCCGCACUCCUUAGCCGACCGCUUGUUCGAGGUGCUAGACACAGAGCACUCAGGCGAGUUGAGCCUCGUGAACGUGCUGAGCGGCCUGGCCUGGCUAAAGCACGGCACAUACGAAGAGCAAGUACAGCUGCUAUUCAUAAUCUACGACCUAGAUGCAGCUGGAGAGAUAUCUCGAGAGGUACUAGACAGGUUCAUGGACGUCAUCUACGGCCGUCGAAGGGCCCGACACGCCACCACAGUGCAAUUUCUGGACAGAGUCUUCGAUGGUCGAGCUGUGUUGAACCCGGAAGAAUUCAGACGCACCGUACAGCAGAAAGAUGCCCGUGGAGACGCGCUACUGGUCAAGUGGCUGGCUGUACUGGCGGCCAAGAUCGGCACGGAGGAUGAUCCGCAGAUUUUAGCACUAGAGAAGACUUAUAACCCGGUGGCUAUCCGCCGACGCAUAGCACAGGCCACACUGUUCUCGUUAACGGAGGUUACAGCACUGGAAAGGCAGUUCCAGAAGAUGUUUGACCCCAAAGGAGGAGCCAGCACCAGGAUACCGAGCACACAGUUCGUUGAGGUGUUGAGCGCCAAAGGAUUGUUCCCAGAAAUGCUGUUAGACAGGUUUUGUGAGUGUACGGCGAUGCCCGAGUUGGUGUUAUUUGAAGAGUUCUGCCAGUUCUUGUCGGAUUUCUGUCGAGGAAGUUCGAGGGACGAAAAAGUGCAUUGUCUAUUCAAGAUUUACAGUGAUCGCAGCACUGUGAGAGUGGACUAUGCAGCGAUGAAGGAGCUGAUUCAUGUCGGGGUUCAUUGCGAUACGAACGCGAACGAAGAUGCUGUUCAAGACGAAGAACGACAAGUUGAGGAGAUUUCGGCAACACAAACUGCGGAGACCGGAUGGGAUGAAGAAGCUUUUGCUCGAUGGGCGGCCAACGCGGCGGCUGUGCAGCGGUUGCUCGAUCAAUUGGCGUUUGCAGCGUGUAUCGUGUUUGGCCUGAAGCCUGAAUCGGCGCACCUUGAGAAAAGGAUUGUGGAGUGGCACUGGCGGGAUGCUACUCGUGUCAUUGGUAUUGGACAAACUUGGAAUCUGGUGGGAGCUGAAUGGUGGCGAAAAUGGUGCGACUAUGUCAACAUGGACCCGAAGAACGGAAGCCCCUACGGAUCGCUGCCUGUACCUCUGAUACCUCCGAAUACUGUUGUGGAGGUAGCGAGAAAUAUUCGUGGUAAUAUUGCCUUACGCUCCGCUAGCUUCAACGCCGAUGGGAGUACCAACAGACCGCCUCGACCAGGGCCAAUUGCCAACUGGAGUCUUCUCAUGCAAAGCGGAUCCAGGAGGCUAAAGCAGAAGCUUGUGCUGGCCCGAGAUUUUUACAUGAUUCCGUCUCAAGUGUAUACGGUUCUAUUCUCUUGGUACAGCGGAGGGCCCGAUUUGAUUCGAUCUAUCGUCGAGGUCCCUACGCUCACAGAACCCGAGCUUCAAAUCGAGCUGUUCCCGUUAGUAUUACGCGUUGCCCGUGUGGAUCCUUCGAAUGGCAGCGUGAUUCGGUCAGGCGAAGAGAUUUUGCUGAGUGAACUAAGCACACCAGUCAGUCUUCUUGAGGCUACGUGUCGCGCACUGCUGUUGCUGAAGCUGAUGGAUAAGGCGCGAUUGUGGUACUUCAACGAGAAAGCGCCCGAUCACAAGAUACGCCUGCGAGACGAAUAUUCGAACGAACUGAAGAAAUUGACCCAAGACAGUGUGUUCCUGUUAGAAGUACAAGACGACGAUGGAUCGUGGCCGCUCUCUCAGACUGACGACACAAUCACAUCGUCACCUUCGAAUAGCGGAUCCCGUCAGUCAACCCAAGGAAAUGGCCGAAUGACUGAAAAUAAUGCCAUCCCUGCAUCACGAAAACGACAGCGCGAGCAUCGUCCUUCAUUGCGCACAUCUGAUAUUUGUUCCCGAGGCAAUCUUGGCGAGGCAUUGGGGCAACGUGCGUCCGGGAGUGAGGCUGGAUCACCGACCAUAGAAGUGGAUCCCGUGCUUGCGUCGCCCGUCGUGAGAAAGCGUUUUUCUAAGGACGCGUUUAAAGGUCCAGGCUUGGUGGGUCUCGACAAUCUGGGCAAUACAUGCUACAUGAGCAGUGCAUUGCAGUGUUUGAGCCACACACGGUUGCUGGUGGAGUACUUCAAGAACGAGGCGUACCUCAAAGACAUUAAUCUGCGAAACCGUGACGGCACGAAUGGGAAGUUGACUGCAGCAUUUGGCGAAUUGCUGCGAGUUCUCUGGACUUCUGACCGCAAGCGUUUCGCUCCGAACGAGUUCAAAAAGGUACUGGCGAAAUGCAGCCCGCAGUUUGCUGGAUCGGACCAACACGACGCACAGGAGUUACUGGCUUGUUUGCUAAGUAGUCUUAGUGAGGAUCUGAAUCGCGUCGUGAAGAAGCCUUACACUGAGCAACCUGACAGCGAUGGACGACCUGACGCUCUGGUAGCAGAGGAGUGGUGGCAGAACCACCAGAAACGAGAGUUCUCGGUUAUUGUGGCGCUGUUUACGGGUCAGUAUAAGAGCUUGUUGGAGUGCUCGGUCUGCCGGUAUGAGUCUGCGCGAUUCGAGCCAUUCACCUUCUUACAGUUGUCGCUGCCCGAGAGUAACACACGGUCUAUCGUGCUGACGAUCAUCUUUCGCACUGACCGAGUACCGUUGCGCUUUUCAGUGCGAGUGAAGAAUGGCGAUACGGUUCAGAAGAUGAAGGAACAGGUGGCGGCGUUCUUGAAUAGAAUGGAGAAAGAAAAUUCGAGCGCAGUCACGGCGGACGAUGAAGCGAGCAAAGAUGAAGGUGACUGGACCAAAGUGGUGAUUGCAAGGACCUCGAAUUUGCACACUGUGGAGUCGCUCUUGGACGACAAUCUACCGCUGACUCAGAUCCACGAGAAGGAUCAACUGACAGCCUUUCAACUUGACCGGGAGGAAGACUUGCUUCCUCCGCGACAGGUUUCUCCGAAACCAACAGAACUUGAAAGUGCUUCGAAUACAACGAUAUCCUUGGAUACCUAUCAGGAAACACGCUCCAAUGGUAAAAGUGUUCCAGCAUCGCCGAAGGAUGCUCCUAAAAAGGGGGAUAUGGAGCUGGUGAACGGGUCUCCCGUUAAUGGUACAGCUUUGGUCGACACCAACGGAGUUGAUAAGGAUAGCGAUCCACCGACCCCGACUGGUAGUGUGAACACUAAUAACGAAAGCGACCCGGAUGAUGAAGACGAACUGCUGCCAAUUGGCACGUCUGUCUACGUUCGUAUUGACAAAACGAAGGAUACAGUGGCCGCUCGUGUGAUUGGGAGUAGCGCCAACUUGGGAAUAGUUAACGUGGCGUAUCCUUCAGGAGUUCGACGGUAUCAUAUCCCAUUAUCGAAAGUGAUCGAGCGUCGCCAGAACGACGCAUUCAUCUUCCUAGUACACCGCCGAGUGGAGCGAUCUACGGACAGCUUUACGAACGCACACAUCACACGACUAUUUGGCGCCCCGUUAGUCAUCCGGGUAUCACUACGCGUUACGACGGCAUAUAACCUCUAUCUGCUGAUUUGGAACCGAUUACGACGCAUAUUCAACUGGCAGCAGCCUCCCUCUCCAUUAGAGCUUGACACGAACCAGGGGCGCAAGCGCGUUCGGACAGAUACCUCGUCGCUAGCGCUUGGAGAACACCUCACCUUGACCAAGUUCGGCUUCUGCUUGCGUCUUGUUACGUCUCAUGGGAUCGGAUGCUCUCGCUGUGAGUGGCUCGAUGGAUGUCUUGGGUGUCUGCUGCUGCCGUCUUCAGAGACAGUAAUACCUCUCGCAGCGGAGGAAACCGUGGCAAUUGAUUGGGAUAUCCGUACGCUAAAGGAGGAGUACGACCCGAUCCAAGCGAGCAAGAUGGACUUUGAUGCUUCUGUCCAGCAGCAUCAGCGCCAGGACAAUCAACCCCUUAACUUGGCGCAUUGCAUGGAGAUUUUUACAGCGAAAGAAACGAUCCCAGAAGCGUAUUGUGGACACUGCAAGACGUUGCGUCCCGCUACAAAGAAGAUGGAUUUGUGGCGUCUACCUCCCUUGCUCGUGAUUCACCUCAAACGCUUCUGCUUCACUCAAGUCUCACGACGUAAACUGCACCAUCUUGUCGACUUUCCACUAAGAGGGCUACAGUUUGGCGACUUUGUUGCUCGAAAGCGUGAGCCACGUGGUCGAUUAUCUGGUCUAGAGUAUUGGUUGUUCUUGGGUGGGAAGUUAAGGGCUGAUGGACAGUCGGAACCGUCCCCUACUAGCAGCUCCGAGCAGGCAAGACCAGGAUCUCCACGACGAGUGUCGUCAUCGGCCUUGGAUGCUCCAGCCGCGGCUACUGCGGCAGUACGUGGCGACGAUGGCUUUCUAUACGAUCUGUAUGCUGUGGUGAAUCAUGUUGGCGCAUUGGGAGGAGGUCACUACUUUGCGUAUGUGCUGAGCGAUCAUGAUGGCAAGUGGAAAUGUUUCAACGACCAUCAGUGCAAAGAUAUCGACGAGAAGGAGGUAGUAUCCUCGAUGGCGUAUAUUUUAUUCUAUCGCCGACGAGACACUGCCAACGUGUCUAUUGAGCAGCUUUUCCCACCUUUGCCAGUGGAUGCAACAGGUAACGGCGCUAGCUCUGAGGAGGAAGCUGCAAGUGACAAGGCGCAGGUGGAGGAGCUCCUGCAACAAUCCAAGUUGGCUGCUUCGAACGGAAGCGGCUGCAUCAUUAGUUGA
Phytophthora nicotianae INRA-310 is the source of this 5028-nucleotide messenger RNA. RefSeq lists its product as hypothetical. The record is from RefSeq and is a predicted model, not a curated record. Gene Ontology annotation, molecular function: cysteine-type deubiquitinase activity. The transcript is spliced from 5 exons. Gene Ontology annotation, biological process: protein deubiquitination. The coding region runs from base 1 to 5028 and encodes 1675 amino acids. Lineage: Eukaryota; Oomycota; Peronosporomycetes; Peronosporales; Peronosporaceae.